Molecule: messenger RNA, 4236 nt
Organism: Cyprinus carpio (common carp)
Lineage: Eukaryota; Metazoa; Chordata; Actinopteri; Cypriniformes; Cyprinidae
Product: sentrin-specific protease 7-like
Biological process (GO): protein desumoylation
Cellular component (GO): nucleus; cytoplasm
Molecular function (GO): SUMO-specific endopeptidase activity
Source: RefSeq, a predicted model, not a curated record
UUAUGUGUGUAAUUAAGCAGGAAAUAUUAAACAUGAAUACAUAUCUGGCAAAGUCCAUACCGUAUGUAGUCAGUGUUAUUUCUGUGAAUAAGUUCUGUGUAUAUUUUUAAUGUCCUGAUUGAGCUACAUCUAUUUCAGACCCUCCAAGAUUGUGCUAAUUCUAUUUUACUAGCAGUAUAUGUCGAAUUAAUCAUUAAUUUAACCAACGUUUAAAAUAUUCCCUGCUUCAAAAUGAAUGCUGUUAAUGAAAUCAUUUUAGAAACAUUUUUGCAGUCAAGUAAUAAAAUGAAUAAAAACACUAUAAUAAAAUUACAUUAAGAGUGAAAUAACUGUACAAGGCGAAUUUAGGUAUAUGUGUAUACAAAGCAGAAAUCUUUAUUCAGAUUUCAGAAUGAGCACUUUGUCAUUUGUAAUGCAUAUGUUGAACGUCGGAUUUCCAUCAUGUUCAUCUGAUAUUCACUGCUGUAAUGUAUAUGAACAUAACUUUUUAAUACGCAGGGGAAAUUCCUAACAUUAAACAUAACCGCUUACAUGCUUAGGACGUUUGUAUUGAAAAAAAUCACGGGAAUACUUUAGAUAUAAAAACGCUGACUUGUUAGGUGAUGUUUUCUCAUUAAAAUCAUACGAUUUUCCUAUUAAUUCAGUAGAAUGUAUGGGAAUACUGGGGAAUACCAAUGUGGCGGCGAGGCGGCUUCACUUUUAUGACAUCACGAGCAAUCCAGUUCUCUAUUAUAGAUCCGUGAUAGCUUGUUAAUUGUAUGAGUUUUUUUUAUUUAUUCUGUUUCCGCCACAAAUAUAGCCUUGUGCUGACAUGGUGUUCAAAAAAUAAAUAAUUAAAAUAAAUAAAUAAAUAAAUAAGGUACCAUACGGCAGUACUGCCAGAACUGAAGUGGUUUCUCUUAUUUGGCUUUAACAAAUUCAUAUGAAAACAGGCUCCUUUGGGCAGUUUUUGUAUUAUUUUCACUUUUUGUACUUAUUUUGUAUUAUGUCCACUUACAGUUUAAGUCAAGUCAGUUUUAGUAAUUUUUCACUCUUUCUGAUCCUUAAAAGAGGCUUGCUGGGUAAAGUACUAAAGUUGCUGAAUACUGUGUUGAUGUGUUAUGCUUAUAAUUGUUGGCCAUUUUUGCUGCUUAGUUUCAUUAAACAAUCUGGGUGAACUGGGGAGGGUGUUUUGCCUGCUAAGUGUUAGAAUAUAUAUUUAUAUAGUUAUAUUUAUUAAGUUUCUAUCAGACUCUUAUUUCAAAAUAGCAGAGGGAAAUCUUGUUUUGCAUGAUAUGCCACACGUCUACACUCCCCAACUUAACACUUUUGCUUAUCAUUCAUGCACCAUCUGUGCAUGUUGACCGUCUCGUUCCAUGUCCACACAACCAGUACUUAAAAAUGGUUGCUGUGCCACUAGUUCACAAGAUAAGUCAAUAAACAGCUGUGGAGAAUGUACCGAAUGUGUUUAAACUAUCUGCCUAGUAGUUAUGGAUCUGCAAGUAAACCGUCAAGUCAUGGUGGUCUUAGAAGAUGUCCUUCAGACAGAGAUUGGGCAGAGAUUGCUGAGAUGUGGUGGGCAGAGUUGCCAAAAGACGAACCAUUCAGAGAGCAAAAGGCAGAGUGAUCACACCUCAACAGCUGCACUCAAAGACAAGAGGAGAACCAGUCUAACAAAAAGAGAAGAGAAAGACUCUGCUGGACCAAAAGCCACUUCACCAUCCCAUAAUCAGACUGAAUCAUCUGCUGAAAAUGAAUCACGUCUACACAAAGAAAUCCAAAUUCCAAAAUCCAAACAACUGAACUCAUCACUGAAACUAUUAGAGGCAUCUGAAGUAUCAGGUAACUCUUGUUCACCCAGAGAAAGUGACUCACCACAGGCUAAACAGACCAAACCAUCUACUUUUGAAGAGAAUGAAGUAUUACUUCUUGAAGGAUCUCCACAGCAUGAGGAAGCACUUUCCUCUGGAUGUGAAUUUAUAUGCAGCCCCUCAUCACUGUUAGCAACGCGGGGUAGUCUGAAAGAGGAAAAAUCAGGUAGCGAGCAUCUAGCCAAUAAGAAAGAAAGGAGAGAAACACAAGAGAGCCCAAAAUAUGCUUCAGAAAAUAAGGAAAAUCACUUGCUCAGGAAUGGAGAGGUGGUGCAGGAAGUGGAUGGAAUGAGAGGAAGUGUGUUACGCCUCUCAGUCGGGGUUGAUGGGGAGAUCCCGGUCAAAAGAUGUCGUAUGGGCAGCCUUUCAGGUGAACAUGUUCCCAACUCAGACCCUGCCUCUGGGAGAACAGAGGGGUGGAGCUUCAUCAUAGAGUCCUCUAAGAUCAGCCCAUUUGAAUCUAUUGUUCUGUCCAGUGAAGAGGAAGAGGAAGAGGAAGGAGAGGAAAGAAAAGAGUUGAAUGCCUCUGCCCCAAAUAUCCAGCCACUGGAGGGUGCAAAAGACAUGAAUAUAGUAGAUAAAUCGAGUUCUGCUGAGAUGGAGCUGCAGCUGUCUUCCCUUCACAUGGGUGGAGUUAGUGCCCCUUGUGAGAGUAUGAAGAUCACUACAGACAAGAUCACCUUUUCAUUUAAAGAUUCUUCAGUGAACAUUUCUGUGUUGACGGCUAGUGUGUGUAAAUACAGUGUAUGGGAGGAGCCUGUACUGAAGGGGUGUGGCCUGGUUAAGGAAAACGAGGUCCCACCCCCUUAUCUGGUCUUCCUUUGGCUGUCUGAAGCCCAGGCACACCAAUUACACAAUGACCUGUCCGUCAUCCUGCCAGGCACAUGUCCAGCUGAAAGCAGUAGGUGUGUGUUGCUGUGUUUGGAUAAACCUGUAACUGGUGUUGAAAGUGCUGUCUUGGCCUCUUUAAUGGACAUAGUGGGUUUGAACCAGAACAGCUCUGAACUCCACUCCCCCCUCACACAGCCAGAAAGCCUGAAACUGCUUCAGAGCUCCCAGGAAACACACCUUCUUCAACUGCUGAUGCCUGAAACUGAUCCUCAGACCAGUACUGCUGCACAUGCAGCUGGAUCUGCUGUGAAGUCUCAGGAUUCUGAAAUUCAGUCAAUGCCAUAUUACACGCUGUGCCACAGAAGAGCUCAGGGUUCAUACAGUGUUACAUUGGCACCUACACUUGGGGCAGAAUGGACACCGUACCGACACUGUGGUUCAGCACGCAGAUUGAUUCAGUUCCCUCCUCCACCCUCAAAGGGAGCCAUCACCGUGACGACAGAGGACCUGGAGUGUUUAGACAGUGGCGAGUUUCUUAAUGAUGUCAUUAUCGACUUCUACCUCAAGUAUCUUCUGGUGCAAAGGGCCCCGCAAGCAUCUGUAGACAGAUCUCAUGUUUUCAGCAGUUUUUUUUAUAAACAGCUCACACGCAGAGACAACGCUAAUGAGGACAGUACAAGCACACCAGCUCAGGUCAGAAGACAUCAGCGUGUGAGGACAUGGACGCGCCAUGUAGACAUCUUCGACAAAGACUUCCUGUUUGUGCCUGUCAAUCAAGAAGCUCACUGGUACCUCGUGGUGAUCUGUUUCCCUGGAUUAGAAGAGCCACAGUAUGUGAAGAGGGAUGGCAGUGGCUUUGUACAGGGACGGUCUGAGGGUGAGAUCCAUGGAGAGAAUAGAUCCAGCAGUGAUGAGGACAAAGAUGACAGUCAUAUAAAGUCAAGCACGUCUGUUCACCUUCCCGACUGUACGGAAAAUACCUGCAAGAGACAAAUUGUGUGUAAAAGACCAUGUAUUCUCAUCAUGGAUUCCCUGAAGUUGUCUGUUCACGAACGUAUCUUCAAACUCUUGCGAGAAUACCUUCAGGUGGAGUGGGUGACAAAAAGAGGUGGUUACCGUGACUUUAGUGUUGACAACAUGAUAGGUUCCAACUGUAGAGUCCCCCUACAGGACAACAGCAGUGACUGUGGCCUUUACCUGCUACAAUAUGCAGAAAGUUUUUUGCAGGACCCUGUGUUACACUUUGACUUGCCAUUGAGAUUGGAUCACUGGUUUUCACGGCAAAAGGUGCGAGGUAAACGGGAGGAGAUUCGAGACUUGAUCCUACACCUGUACAGAUUUCAGCAAGGCUCUCUGGGAAAUGAAGCUCUAGAAGAUAGGACAGAUUAUGGAAUUAAUGUCAUUCAGUGAUGUAAAGCUUUUAGAUUCACAUGAUUAUUUUACGCUAUAUAUUUAUAUUUUAACUGUUUUUGGACCUUUUAUAUUAAUUUUAGGCCUUUGUAUACAUUGCUGGAAAAACUUUAGAAAGAAAUAAAUGCAGAUAAAAUGAUGAAAA